Fraxinus pennsylvanica is the source of this 1659-nucleotide messenger RNA. The record is from the annotation of a GenBank genome assembly. NCBI's taxonomy places the organism in Eukaryota, Viridiplantae, Streptophyta, Magnoliopsida, Lamiales, Oleaceae.
AUGGCAGCUAAUGCGAAGUAUGAAAAUUUUGCUAUGGUUUCUUUUCUUUUCGUUAGGAAUAAAGGAUCAAUACAACAUUUCAUGGACGGAUAUUCUGGUAAAAGAGCUGCUCGUGGGGUUGUUGUCCCCAAAAAGGGAUCUGGCAUUGCUUUAGAAGAUAUUUCUAAGAAUACAGAUCAGAGCGCUCAAUUCUGCAGUCGACUGGGAUGCAGUGGCAGAAUUAAGUACACUCAGAAUACCAAAAGAGGAAGCUCUGUUAAAGCUAAAUGUUCAAGGCCUUUAGUUCAUUCUUCAACGCACAAGAAAAUAAUUGGCAAUCCCUCUAGGUCAUUUCCUGUUGUGACCAAUGGAAAAAAUUCAGGUCCCGAUUCUAAGAGAAAGUUCUCUUCUCAACUAGAUAUUGAUCCAUUAGAAAGUAGAAUUCAAAGAGCACAUCACUCGGACUCUAGAGAUACCAAGACUCGAAAGGGUGCAGUAGAUUCAGGGAGCUCUAGAGCAACAUCAACUACUAGUCCAAGAAAAAUAUAUAAUCUUAAUUCUGGGUCAUGCAGCGAAAACAAUCAGCUAUAUUCUGUUCCACCUGUUUCUGAAAGCUCAGACCUUAGAGCGAGGAACUGUGGUAGUAGGAGCAGGUAUGGUUUGAGAAGUCUAAAGUGUAAUUCAAUUUCGGAUGUCGUUCCACGAAGUUGUUCGACCUCAGAUUCCAAACUUAAUAUGAAGGAUGUAGUGAAAAAAAGAAAUCCAGGAGAGAAAAGCCGUUCAUCUCAUGGAGUGAAGCAAACAACUGCAGCCUCGUCCAUAGACGGAAGUGCCCCCCCGUCACCUAGUGGUGUCUCCAUAUCUAAUCCGAGACAAAGCAGAAGUUGGGCUCGUAGAGAGGAUGGCAAUGGUGUUGCAUCUGUCCGCACUCGGAGGUUAACAGAUAUGAAUACAACACCAAGGCAUUCUAAUCAACGUAAUGGAAACGUUUCCUCACUAAGAGAACCAAUGUUCAGGAUUUCUCAGUUACGUCGGCCUGAGCUACCUGUUGAUGCUGGCGGUCAUAAUUCCUCUCAACACGUCUCUGCAAAUGUUUCUUCAAUUGGUUCAAGUUCGAAUGGUCUUUCUAGUAGCAAUAGCAAUAAUCUAUCCAGUGUAAUGCCUGCAGAAUUGGGCACUACCAAUUUAAUGGAUCACAUGGCAUUUGAUAGAAUUGCUGAGGUAUUAUUAGCAAUUGGAAGACUUGAACAAGAUGAAGAGCUGAUUAGUGAGCAUGUUUCUGCCUUGGAGACUAGUUUAUUCCUCAGUGGGCUCAGCCAUCAUUAUGAUCAACAUAGAGACAUGAGACUGGACAUUGAUAACAUGUCCUAUGAGGAAUUAUUAGCUUUGGAGGAGAGAAUAGGUACUGUAAGCACAGCACUCUCCGAAGAGGAAUUGUCAAAAUGCCUAAGGAAAAGCUGCUAUCAGGCAGUCCCUUCUGAAGUAUGGGACACGGGAUCUUUGGGCGAUGACAAUGACACCAAGUGCAGUAUUUGUCAGGAGGAUUAUUUAUUUGGGGAUGAAAUAGGUAAGUUGGGAUGCCAGCACGGAUAUCAUGUGGCAUGCAUCGAACAAUGGUUGCGGCUGAAGAAUUGGUGUCCCAUCUGCAAGGUUUCAGCAUCUCCCUCACAAUUAUCUUAG